AUAGUUACUGUUGUACUGAAUGUACUGAUUGUGGUUUUUUUUUUUCCAGGCACAGAGCAAUGACUGCUGUGUCUGUGGCUUGCAAGUGCCAGCCUAGCCAGCUGUUGUGGAUUGAUAGCUCGUGCUAACCCUCUACAGCUUACAUUAAUCAAUAGCAAAGAACACGGAGACUGGUGAUCCGCAUGGCCUCCUAUCAGGAUUCACCCCCUAUUUAACUUCCUUCUUCAAGCUUUUAGCUGAUCUCCAACCAGCUGUACUGUGCAGUUGUGUCCAGAAACAACAUGCAUUAAAUUGGAAAACUUCAAAAUCUGCUUUACAGGUAGAGAGUUGAUCUCUCAUGGAUAAACCGAAUAGAUGGCAAUAAAGGAAUAUGAAACUCCAUACUUUCAUAUACGGAAGAUAACAAGCCAGAAAAGUUCAGCAACAGAAGGGUGCUUCUCCAGUAGAAGACAAUGGGACUUACAGAUGUCUUGAGGCUUGACUUUGUUGGGACUAAUGUUAUAACAGCCACACUGACUUUUCUGGUGAUAAUGUUGGUUCUCCUUGCUUGGCAUACCACCUCUUCAUUCUCCAGGCUUGAUAAAGUGGGAGUUCGUCAUCCUCCACCUUUGCCUUUCAUUGGAAAUCUGCUAUAUUUUCAUGAGGGCUUUUGGGAGAGCCACAACAAGCUGAUCAGCAAUUAUGGACCUUCUUGUGGGUAUUACAUUGGUCGUCGAAUGUACAUAGUGAUAUCUGAGCCAGAUAUGAUCAAAUGUAUCUUAGAGGAUGAUUUCAGAAACUUCAGGAACAGAAUGAGUCCAGAUUUGGUUUUUAAGCCAUUUGCAGACAGCAUUGUCAUGUUGCGUGAUGAGAAGUGGGAAAAGGUCCGGAGCAUAUUGACCCCAGCCUUCAGUAUUGCAAAGAUAAAGAAGAUGACUCCGCUAAUUGAUGAGGCAUGCAAUAUCCUGCUGAAUAACUUAAAAGUCUUUGCAGAUUCUGGUUCUGCUUUUGACAUUCAAAGGAAUUAUGGCUGCUUCAUGUUGGAUAUUGUUGCAAGUGUAGCUUUUGGUACCCGUGUUAAUUCUCAGAAGACUCCUAAUGACAUUUUUGUUAAGUACACCAGAAGAUUCUUUGAACCUUUCAUAUUUAAACCUCUUCUCAUCCUUGCUGUUGCAUUUCCAUUUAUAAUGAUCCCGCUACUUCGCAUUUUGCCAAAUAAGAAACGAGAUGAAGUGAAUGGAUUUUUUAUCAAUCUCAUCAAGAAUAUAAGUACCUUGCGAGACCAGCAGGAUCCAAAUGAGAGACGCACAGACUUUCUCCAGCUUAUGCUUGAUGCUCGGAUCCCAACCACUGACAUUGUCAUGGAGCAGUCAGACAGAGUCAGUCAAGAUGAUUUCCCUGAAGCUCUGCCCAAAAAGCAGCAGAAGUGGUUGAGUGAUGAUGAGAUAGCUGGACAAGCCACCUUGUUCCUAAUUGCUGGCUAUGAAACCAGCAACAGCACACUUUCCUUUGGCACUUACCUGCUGGCUACCAACCCCCAAUGCCAGGAGAAGCUGUUGCAAGAGGUAGAUGACUUCUUUUCAAAACAUGACAUUCCAGAUUAUGAAAAUAUACAGGAACUUCCAUAUCUUGAUAUGGUGAUAGCAGAGACUCUGCGCAUGUAUCCUCCAGCAUUCAGGUUUACCCGGGAAGCAGCCAAAGACUGUUCGGUGCUGCAGCAGCAAAUCCCGGCUGGCGCUAUCAUAGAAAUUGCUGUUGGACACCUCCAUUAUAAGCCAAAGUUCUGGCCAGAACCUGAAAAGUUUAUUCCUGAGAGAUUCACGGCUGAGGCUAUGCAGCAGCAACAUCCCUUUGCUUAUCUGCCCUUUGGGGCAGGUCCUCGUGGCUGCAUUGGCAUGAAGUUGGCCUUGAUGACAAUAAAAAUUGCACUGUUAAGAAUUUUGCAAAGGUUCAUGUUCAAAACCUGCCCUGAGACCCAGAUCCCUUUGCAGGUCAAAUCUCACAGCACACUAGGACCACGGGAUGGUGUCUUCAUCAAGAUUGUUCCUCGUUAAGAUAGUCGCAUCCUCCCAUUCCUUUUUCGGAAGCUUUGGCUUUCCUCAUACUGAGAACCUAUUUGUAACAUGGAAAAACCUGUUAAAGGCACCAAAUCUCAGUCUGCCUUCUAGCCUUAGUCAACUUAUAAUGCCAAAUUCCAAAGACUGUUAAACUUCUACGCUUGCAAACUUAACCUUUAGUGCCUGAUAUGCAUCUAAGCUUUGAAAGCAUAUGUUUUGUGGAGAUAUGCUGUGUGGAGGGGAUAUUUGCUAAUAAUGAAAGCAGGAUGUUAUAAAAUAAACUGUUUUAGCUGUUGUUAAAAAAAAUUUUUUUUUUAAAUUUUUUUAAAAUUCAGGCUGUUAUAAUUGGUCAGUCAUCAGCUUAGCCUCUAUUUUCUCUUGUUGUUCCUCUCCUGUCUAAGAUUUACCUGGGCAAUUCUGCAGCCCAAGGUGUUAACUGACAAUCUGGAACUUAAGUGUUUUGCCCUUUCUUCCAAACAGUCCUCUCCAAUGCAGUUCUCUGUCCACCUGAUAGCUUAUAACCUUUUUCACCCUCUGGCUUGGUUAAUGGCAAUUCAUAAUAACAGUGAGAACUAGAAAUAAAAUGCACUGCAGUUAUUUACAUAACAUGUUCUUUAAAAAUUGUUCCAAGGAAUUCAUAUUUUAUAUCAGCUGAAAAUCGUUGAUUUUUAAAGCAGCGGCCCCCAACUUUUUGGGCACCGGUUCCAUGGAGAACGGUUUUUCCACAGACCAGAAAGGCAUGGUUUUACGUGCUGCCUGCAUCUCGCGGAUGGGCUUUGCAAGUUUGCUGGAAUGCCGCGGACCAGGGGUGAAAUCUAGCAGGUUCUGACAGGUUCUGGAGAACCGGUAGUAGAAAUUUUGAGUAGUUCGGAGAACCGGCAAAUACCACCUCUGGCUGGCCCCAGAGUGGGGUGGGAAUGGAGAUUUUCCAAUAUCCUCCCCCCAGGAGUGGGGAGAAAAUGGGGAUUUUGCAGUAUCCUUCCCCUGCCACGCCCACCAAGCCACACCACGCCCACAGAACCGGUAGUAAAAAAAUUCAGAUUUCACCACUGCUGUGGACCAAUGCCUGUCCAUGGACUGGGGGUUAGGGACCCUCGUUUUAAAAAAAGAAAACUGCUUUUAUCAUCUUAAAGAAUGUGUUUUGUAUGGAAACUUUUCUAAACUAUUCUUGUUGAUUGUUAAAUGUAAGACCUUAUAUGUAUAGUUUAAUUCCUAUGAAUAUAUAGAUAGUCCUCAAUUUACAACCACAUUUGGGGCCAGAAUUUCCACUGCUAAGCAAGGCAGUUAUUAAGUGAAUCUUGGUCCAUUUUAUGACCUUUUUUGCCACAGGUCAGUGAGUCAAUGUAAUUGUUAAGUGAAUCCUUGGGCAAAAUAGGUCCCCCCACCCCCCCCAUUGACUUUGCUUAUUGAAAGCCAGCUUGGUGAAUGGCAGAAGCCAAUCACAUGACCCCAGGAUACUGUAAAUAUUGGUUGCCAAUUGUCUGAAUUUUGAUUACAUGACUGUGGGGGAUGUUGUGAUGGUUUGUGUGAGCACUGAUCGUAAGUCACUUUUUUUCAAUGCUGUUAUAACUCUAUGAACAGUCACUAAACAAAUAGUUAUAAAUUGAGAACUGCCUGUAUUUAUUUCACAUGUAGAAAAUAAAAGGAUUCUAAAACCA
Molecule: messenger RNA, 3694 nt
Organism: Pantherophis guttatus
Lineage: Eukaryota; Metazoa; Chordata; Lepidosauria; Squamata; Colubridae
Source: RefSeq, a predicted model, not a curated record